Messenger RNA from Pseudophryne corroboree (corroboree frog), 2290 nucleotides. RefSeq names its product hyaluronidase-2-like. The record is from RefSeq and is a predicted model, not a curated record. Lineage: Eukaryota; Metazoa; Chordata; Amphibia; Anura; Myobatrachidae. Gene Ontology annotation, molecular function: hyaluronoglucuronidase activity; hyalurononglucosaminidase activity. Gene Ontology annotation, biological process: carbohydrate metabolic process; hyaluronan catabolic process. Bases 83 to 1651 code for a protein of 522 amino acids. The transcript has 4 exons. Gene Ontology annotation, cellular component: cytoplasmic vesicle.
CCGGGGCCGGGGAGUUGGGGCGGGCUGCGCCCCUGUGCUGGGCGGCGGUGAUGGUUCCGGCCGCAGAAGUCCCUUUAUGUGAAUGAAAGGCCCGGGACAGGCAGCGCCGGAGACAGUGACACAAUGUAUCCGGGCUCAGGACGCUGAACGCCGGCUGCCCGGCCCGGAGACUGCCGCCAGGGGGUCUGUGCACUGUCAGCCCCCGUUUCUCACAAUGCUUGCCCACGUUGCCUUCCCUUACCUCCUGGUGGGGUGUCUCCUCAUAGCUUCAUCCAAGGGACAGUCACCCAGCACCAUGACUGACAAGCCCACGGUUCGGCCUGUGUUCAGCCCUCGGCCGUUCAUGGUAGCUUGGAAUGCGCCCACGCAGGACUGCUGGCCUCGAUUUGAAGUGCCUUAUAACUUAUCGCUCUUUGACCUCAAUGCGACGCCCAAUCAGGGCUUUGUGAACCAGAGCCUUACAAUCUUCUACAAAGAGCGCCUCGGUUUUUACCCUUAUUACGAUGACCGGAAUGUUUCCAUCAAUGGCGGUGUUCCCCAGAACGCCAGUCUCCGGACUCACCUGAACAACCUGCAGGAAGAUAUUUCCAGGUAUAUACGGGUCUUCGAUAAAGACGGGCUGGCCGUCAUCGACUGGGAAGAGUGGCGGCCUAUUUGGAUAAGGAACUGGAAGAGCAAGGAUGUGUACAGGCAGGCGUCGCGACAGUUGGUGUCCUCGCGCCACCCUGACUGGACGGCGGAUAACGUCAGCAAACAGGCACAGUACGAGUUUGAAAACGCCGCCCGCGACUUCAUGGAAAAAACCUUGCACUACUCCAGGAAUUUCGCGCCCCGCCAAAUGUGGGGCUAUUACCUGUUCCCGGACUGCUACAAUCAUGACUACCUGACCAACUGGGACAGCUAUACCGGCAGGUGUCCUGACGUGGAAAUGUCCCGGAACGACCAGUUAUCGUGGUUGUGGGAGGAGAGCACCGCACUUUACCCGUCCAUUUACCUAGACCCUUCCCUGAAAUCCUCCGCCAAUGGGCGCAAAUUUGUACACUACCGAGUGAAAGAAGCCAUGAGGAUAGCCUACAAGCACCACCGAGACUACUCUGUCCCCGUCUUCGUAUACACACGACCUACCUACAUAAAGAAUAUGGAUCUUCUCUCCGAGUUGGAUUUAAUCUCGACUAUCGGAGAAAGCGCUGCACAGGGGGCUGCAGGUGCAAUAUUUUGGGGCGAUGCAGAAUACUCUAGGAACAGGGACACAUGUAAAAAGAUUAAGAAUUACGUGGACGAGGAUUUGGGCCGCUACAUUGUGAAUGUGACCACCGCCGCGCAGCACUGCAGCCAGACCCUCUGCAGCGGGAAUGGCCGGUGCCUGCGUCAGGAAAACAACACCGAUGCUUUCCUACAUCUCAACCCAGCCAAUUUCCGAAUUGUACGUCGUCCUACAGGAUCCUCCACACCCCUUCCUCUGUGGGCGGAUGGGCGACUAUCCACAGAGGACGUUCUGCUUCUACGUUCGCAGUUCCGCUGUCAGUGUUACGUCAACUGGUAUGGAGGCAGCUGUGCAAAAGAGAGGCUGCCCAAAAACAGUGGCGCUGGGUCCGUUGGGGGCCACGCGGUUUGUUGGUCCUUGCUGGCUUUCCUCUGGAUGCUGCUGUAAGAGCUUGUUAUUGCUGUUUAGUUUUAGACACUACAAUGAACUGAAGAUGACUGGACCCUAAGUGAGAGACUCACAGCACGAAUACGGACAUUAUUUAUUGGAGAUGUACUCCCCAUCCACAAAGGGAUGGCUUUAUAUAUUCCUACCUCUAGGACGUGCUGAUUGUCCCUGCAGCAGAGGAAGUGUGGUUACCGCGGAGCUUGGGCUGCGCAAAGACAUCUGGGGGUUGGGGAAGCCGCCACACUAGUAAGCGACGCAGACCCCUCCCCCGCUGGCCCCACCCCUUUCUGACAGCACAACGAUUAGUUGCAGUACGGCACUCAGGGAACGUACACCCUCCCACCCACCCCCGUCACUCACCACCAGUGCCUAGGCCCAUUGUUUACAGGGACCUGUACUUUUGGAGCAUUAUAAGGACUUACACUGUGCCUUGGUUUAUUAUUUUCUGUGUAGUUGUGGGGUCAACAUGUGCCCUCUGACCCAUGGGUCAUUGUGUGAAUGAGCAGGGGGAUGCUGCAUCCCUAAUCUGGAGCUGGUCAUCCAGACCCUUUCCUGUUAUCUCCAUCCAUGCCCAGCUCUGCCAGACCAGCAAUAGUAAAGACUGGGACAAGAGACAAUAAAAUGCUGUAAGAACCCUGA